This is a messenger RNA of Sphaeramia orbicularis (orbiculate cardinalfish), 2413 nucleotides long. It is a transcript of the gene slc23a1, whose product is annotated as solute carrier family 23 member 1. Bases 1 to 1854 code for a protein of 617 amino acids. The transcript is spliced from 14 exons. Gene Ontology annotation, cellular component: membrane. The record is from RefSeq and is a predicted model, not a curated record. Gene Ontology annotation, molecular function: transmembrane transporter activity. Gene Ontology annotation, biological process: transmembrane transport. Lineage: Eukaryota; Metazoa; Chordata; Actinopteri; Kurtiformes; Apogonidae.
AUGGACCACAACCUAAAGAGCCUUGAUUACUUGGAAGAUGGGCAGAGUCACACAACAGACAAGGUCAGCCGACCAAUGGCAGAGAGCAAAAAGAGUAAGCAGCUCACAGGAGGCCCGAGGGCGGAGACAGACAUGAUUUACACCAUAGAAGAUGUCCCAUCGUGGUACCUGUGUGUUCUACUGGGGCUACAGCACUAUCUGACAUGUUUCAGUGGGACGGUGGCAGUCCCAUUCCUUCUGGCCGAAGCCAUGUGUGUAGGUCGAGACCAGCACACCAUCAGUCAGCUGAUUGGUACCAUCUUCACCACUGUGGGAAUCACUACACUGAUCCAGACCACCGUCGGGGUCAGACUUCCUCUGUUUCAGGCAAGCGCUUUUGCUUUUCUGAUUCCUGCUCAGGCCAUUCUGAGUCUGGACCGAUGGAAAUGUCCCAGCGAAGAGGAGAUUUAUGGGAACUGGACUCUUCCACUCAACACCUCACACAUCUGGCAGCCACGAAUCAGAGAGAUCCAGGGGGCUAUCAUUGUGUCCAGUGUGGUGGAGCUGAUCGUCGGUCUGUGUGGUUUACCUGGUUUGCUGCUGCGGUACAUUGGUCCUUUGACUAUCACUCCGACUGUCUCACUGAUCGGUCUGUCUGUGUUCACCACUGCUGGAGAUCGAGCCGGAUCACACUGGGGCCUGUCAGCACUGUGUAUUCUGCUCAUAUUACUGUUUGCUCAGUACCUGAGAGCGACAUCACUUCCUAUUCCUGUUUACAGCAGAACGAAAGGACUCACCUCUACCAGGGUCCAGAUCUUCAAGAUGUUUCCUAUCAUUCUUGCCAUCUUACUCGUGUGGCUCGUCUGUUACAUCCUCACUCUGACCAACCUGUUGCCUAGUGACCCCGAUCGCUAUGGACACAAGGCUCGGACCGAUGCCCGAGGAGACAUCAUGGCUUCAUCGCCGUGGUUCAGAAUGCCCUAUCCCUGCCAGUGGGGGUUGCCCGUAGUAACAGUUGCUGGGGUUUUGGGGAUGAUGAGCGCGACACUGGCAGGCAUUGUGGAGUCAAUUGGGGAUUAUUACGCCUGUGCCCGUCUCUCUGGAGCCCCGCCCCCUCCGGUCCAUGCCAUCAACAGGGGGAUCUUCACUGAGGGCGUCUCUUGCAUCAUUGCUGGACUUUUAGGAACAGGAAAUGGUUCAACCUCCUCUAGUCCAAAUAUAGGCGUCCUGGGCAUUACCAAGGUGGGCAGCAGGCGGGUAGUGCAGUACGGAGCUGGCAUCAUGUUCGUGUUGGGAUCUGUCGGGAAGUUCACGGCUCUGUUCGCCUCACUGCCUGAUCCCAUCCUAGGAGGAAUGUUCUGCACGCUUUUUGGUAUGAUCACAGCUGUUGGUCUUUCAAACCUGCAGCUUGUUGAUCUGAAUUCUUCGAGAAAUCUCUUUGUUCUUGGAUUCUCAAUGUUCUUUGGUUUGACUUUGCCGACAUACCUGGAUGCUCAUCCCAACUCCAUUAGCACAGGUGUUCCAGAACUGGAUCAGAUCUUGACAGUUCUUCUCUCUACUGAAAUGUUUGUUGGAGGUUUUCUGGCAUUCUGCCUUGACAACACAAUCCCAGGUUCCAAACUGGAGCGAGGGUUAAUCCACUGGACAUCUGAAGCAUCCUCUUCCCUCUCCUCUUCCUCAUCAUAUGAUUUUCCUGUUGGGAUGGGUGUGGUCAGGCGGAUACGCUGGCUCCGACGGUUUCCCAUAAGCCCCACCUUCAGAGGUUUCAAAGUGUCUAAUGAGGAGCUGGUGGAAGAGGAGGAGGACGUACGAGGAAGACAAAAAGAGGAGGAUGUACUGGAAGAAGAAGCAGUUGACAUCAGUACGAAGGUAUGAUCAGGGCUUACCAGUGCAUGUAUAGACAAGGUGAUCAGAAAAAGAUGGGAUGUCAAAACGUGUCUAUAAUCUGACAGAAGACCAACGGACCAAAGAUACAGAUGGACUGAGGGAUUAAUAAAACGAUGGAAUUUUAACUCUAGGCCAAAACUGUUCUGGAGAAAAAUGUGAAAAUGUAAACUUGAUUAUUGCAGCACUACCUAGGAGUCCGGUAUGCCAUGUGUUGGCAUUUCCGUAGUGCAGCAAUCUGUAACCAGUGUGCCAAUUUUUGUGUCUAGUGGUACUAUGGUUUAUGUUUGUUUUUUUUUUUAAGCACAAUUUAAUAAUGAAUAUUUUUUUUGCUUUUUGGGUCUGUGUUCCUGAUACAUGUGUCUGCCAAAGUCGGUACAUUUAGGUCAAUCCUCAAACCUCAUGUGGGGCCUGAAUUUCUUUAAAUAUUCUAGGAGGCACUAUUGAGAUAUUUCCCACAGUCAUAGAAGAAAGUGCUAAAAUAUUUUUUAUUUGUUGUUCAGGCCUUCAAAUGAUCAUUUUCAAAGAAUAAUUAUAAUCCUAACAGAUA